This is a messenger RNA of Aspergillus ruber CBS 135680, 1065 nucleotides long. RefSeq lists its product as uncharacterized. NCBI's taxonomy places the organism in Eukaryota, Fungi, Ascomycota, Eurotiomycetes, Eurotiales, Aspergillaceae. The record is from RefSeq and is a predicted model, not a curated record. Gene Ontology annotation, molecular function: heme binding; monooxygenase activity; oxidoreductase activity, acting on paired donors, with incorporation or reduction of molecular oxygen. The transcript has 3 exons. Bases 335 to 955 code for a protein of 206 amino acids.
UGUCCUUAUUACGAGUAGAGCGAUAAUUACUCGCUCUAAUGUUUAAUUUAUCACUUCUUGGAUGGGUUAACCGAACCUCUGCGGAUAUGAACCAUGUCUAGCCCAUAGAUCACGCAGGAAAACAUCAGAUUUAGAGGCCUAUCUAAUCCUUAGCCUUCAGCUUCAGAACGGUUUGCUGGAUUGCCUCCUGACAGUCCUUUUUUAUCUCCUCCAAUGACAAAAAAGAUGACAGGACAGGCCGCCAGAGCUGUCCACCUCAACAAUCCAGCAUGGAUCCGGAUUAGUAAUGUUCUAGUUUUCGCUUUGAGAUGUCUCUGUACCAAUCACUGCUUCUAUGCACUCGGGCCAGAUCUUGAUAUGUUGCGCAACGCCCGGGGGUUGUGCUGGUCUCGAGUACAGGCGCCUUCUCGGACAAAGUUCCGUGUGGAGGAGGGAUAUAAAUGAUAUCACCAGCGACGGCCAUUCUCGAUCCAUCAGGAGACUUCCCGGCCUCCGCUUCCUCAUUAAGCUUGUCGAGUUCAGCUCGGGGUUAUCACUACUUGAUUGUCGCCUUGUGGUUCACUGCACCGCGAGGGAUCGUAAAAGGUGUAGGCUGAAGGAUCCGCACCUUCGUUUCGUUUGGUGUCAAGGGAUUGGAACUCUUAUCCUCCGAAUCCCCAACGAUUGCCUCGCCGAACUUGAGCUACUCGACGCCGUCAUCUAUGAACUUGUCCUCUUCCUCCUGCUGCCCUGUCUGGUGCCUAACGCGUUACUCCCGCAGAGGGUAUCACUGUCCGAGACGUACAUACCAGGCCAUACACUUGUCCAGGUUCCACUUCACACUGUUUUCCUAGAUUCUAACGCCUUUGAACGUCCGGACGAGUUCAUUCCCCAGAGGUGGACAACCCAGCUGAAGCUGGUCAAGAAUCGUUCCAACUGUGUUCCCUUAUUGACUGGCUUGUGCCCUGUCAUAUAAGAGCGGCCGAGUUUAAGUUAAUAAAUGUAGGAUCUUAUGCAUGUGCCUGGUAAAGUCUAGCAUUGAUGGAAUCCGUCGCAUCACUGUGGACCUGUUGUUAUGAUUCGACA